Onthophagus taurus is the source of this 1124-nucleotide messenger RNA. Its product is annotated as isoaspartyl peptidase/L-asparaginase. Gene Ontology annotation, cellular component: cytoplasm. Lineage: Eukaryota; Metazoa; Arthropoda; Insecta; Coleoptera; Scarabaeidae. Gene Ontology annotation, molecular function: asparaginase activity. The record is from RefSeq and is a predicted model, not a curated record.
CACUCAAAAAAAAUAAAACGUUUUUAAAAUGCAUUUUAUUCGAGAUAACUCGUAUAAAUAACAAAUUACAGCUCUUAUCACUAAGGACAUAACACAAUUUAAAUUUAUACUCAUAAUUAACUUUAUUGUUACUAUCUUGUUACUUUAAAGGUGUGAAGUACAUUAUGGAGCCAAUUCUUCUUGUACAUGGUGGUGCGGGAUUUAUAAAUGAUGAUCGGAAAGCUACCGAAUUACUUUUAGGAGUCAAAGAAGCUGCAAAAGCGGGUUAUAAAGUCUUAAAAUCGAAGAAUUCGCUUCUCGAUGGUCUCGAAGAAGCUGUUCGGGUUAUGGAGGAUAAUGAAAUUUUUAACGCUGGGCUUGGGUCGGUUUUAAAUCUUGAUGGGGAAGUUGAAAUGGAUGCUAGUAUUAUGUUGGGAUCGAAUUUAAACGCCGGCGGAGUUACUGUUGUUAAAAAUAUUAAGAAUCCUAUAUCGUUGGCUCGACGAGUUAUGGAAAAAACUCCUCAUUUUUUAUUAGCUGGAGAAGGUGCUUUGAAAUUUGCUAAACGUGAGGGGUUUGAGAUUUUAAGUGAUGGAGCACUUGUAACUGAGGCAAGAAAGUUAAUGCUUGAAAAUUAUAAAAAGAAACUUGCAGAAAAAAAAUUAACAAAUACUGGUGAAGCUGAAUUAGGUACAGUUGGAGCUGUAGCGUUUUUAAAUGGUCAAGUAGCUGCUGCUACAUCAACUGGAGGUUAUGAAGGUAAAAUGGUAGGACGAUGCAGCGACACCAGCAUUAUUGGUAGUGGAACUUACGCUGAUGAUGAAUCAGGAGCCGUUUCUACAACAGGACAUGGCGAUUCGAUUGCAAAAGUUUGUUUAGCUCAUGAUAUUUGCAAAGAAAUGGAAGCUGGGAAGAGUGCUCAAGAAGCCACGGAAAUAUGUGUUAAUAAAAUGUUGAAAAGAUUAGAAAAUACAGCGGGAGCUAUUACUUUAUCUGUUAAAGGUGAAAUUGGUAUUGCAUUUAGUUCUAAUCGAAUGUCUUGGGCUUAUCAAAUUGGUAAUAUGCUUCAUUUUGGUAUUAAUAAAAAUGAACAUAAUGUUGAAAUUGUAAAUUAAAAUUCUUAAUAAAUGUAAUUUGAAAAUAAA